AAAUCAUUCAAGUUUCAACCAGGUUCUUGUUGAUACUGAUCGGUACUCCUUUAUCAGAGAAUGAGCUUUCCUGAUCCAACAGCACCGCUACAUUCCUUCGUGUCGUUGCCAUAUGCUGGAGGUGAUCUGGCAGGAUUUUGGCCUCCCCUGCAGGUGAAACAUGAUCACCUUGAGCUGUAUCCUCAGUUUUUGAACGAGCCCCCUUUUAAAAGAUCAAGAAUUUCGGAAAACAACCCACCAAAUUCUGCAACUUUCCAAAAUUUGAAAGUGAACCCACCAAAUCUCCCCGGAAAAGGAUCAAACCAUAUAUUUUAUAAGACGCGCAUGUGUAUGAAGUUCUUGGAAGGGAACUGUAGAAAUGGUGAGCACUGUACAUUUGCCCAUGGUCCGGACGAUCUGCGAGAGCCUCCUCCAAAUUGGCAGGACAUCAUCAAGGAUAGAGGAGGAGCAGGGAACUGGAGUAAUGAUCAGAAAGUAACACCUAGGGUAAAGAUUUGCAAGAAGUUUUACAAUGGAGAGGAAUGCCCUUAUGGUGAGAGGUGUAACUUUCUACAUGAACGCUCGCCACAGUUUAAGAAUGAUAUUAUGAGAGAUCAAGUGGAAAGCUCUGUCAUAAGCAUUGGAACAACCACUCAUAUGUUGGGGAGGAGAGGCGAGACCGACCAGUUUGAGAUUAACCAACAUUCAAGUCUUGAUCCAGAUACUUACCGGAUCAAAACUACAUCUUGGAAAACAAAGAUAUGUAGCAAGUGGGAAAUCACAGGGCAGUGCCCAUUUGGCGAUAGGUGUCACUAUGCUCAUGGCCAAUCAGAGUUAAAUUCUGCUUUUGUCCGAAAUGAGAACGAAGCAACAACAAAUUUUGGUUCGAUCCCAAACAAGCCUCACCUUCCCGUGCUCGAUCAACCCCCUGCAAAUGCAGUGCAGUGCGCUCCUGUGAAUGAAAAGCAAGAAGAGGGCAAGAAGUUUUUGAAAUGGAAAUUAAGCAAGAAAAUAUGUCCAAUAUAUGCUGAUUGGAUUGACGAUUUAGUCCCUCCUCACCUCUUGGCUGGUAAAGCAGAAGCUGAAUUUUGAGCUCAUGAAUAGGAGGCACCGGGGGGUGGGGUGGGGGGGGGGGGUGGGGGCUCCAGAAUGAACAUUUAAAACACCCCUUCAUUUCUUUCUAUUAUUAUCUUUGAGUUUUGGUUCUCUUUUUCUACACAGUUGGUUUUUUGGGGUUGGUAUUUGAUUUACAUAUUCUUUUGUUGUAAAGAAUUGUAAUAAGAUGUUAUUCAUGGG
Messenger RNA from Cuscuta campestris, 1275 nucleotides. The record is from the annotation of a GenBank genome assembly. NCBI's taxonomy places the organism in Eukaryota, Viridiplantae, Streptophyta, Magnoliopsida, Solanales, Convolvulaceae.